This is a messenger RNA of Indicator indicator, 3333 nucleotides long. RefSeq names its product caprin family member 2 (gene CAPRIN2). The record is from RefSeq and is a predicted model, not a curated record. The transcript has 19 exons. Gene Ontology annotation, cellular component: cytoplasm. NCBI's taxonomy places the organism in Eukaryota, Metazoa, Chordata, Aves, Piciformes, Indicatoridae. Gene Ontology annotation, biological process: positive regulation of canonical Wnt signaling pathway. Gene Ontology annotation, molecular function: signaling receptor binding. Bases 13 to 3333 code for a protein of 1106 amino acids.
CCAUCCAUUUCAAUGGUGCAGCUUUCCCAAGCCCCUUUCUGUAACCCAUCAUCACCUUCAGGCCUGUCAGAGGAAGGGAAGGAUAAGAGCAUGAAGGCGACCAAGCAGCAGGUGAACCCAUCUGGGGAGAGCCAGCUUCCCUCCAGUCCCCUGCAGUCUGCACUGAACUCAGCUGCCUCUCCUUCUCAGGCAUAUGAGACUUACAUUGAUAAUGGGCUUAUCUGCCUCAAACACAAGAUCAGGAACAUCGAGAAAAAGAAGCUUAAACUGGAAGACUACAAAGAUCGCUUGAAGAAGGGAGAAGCCCUUAAUCAAGACCAGCUGGAGGCAGUAGAGAAGUAUGAUGAAGUAGUACACAACUUGGAAUUUGCCAAGGAGCUUCAGAAGACUUUUUCAGGACUUAGCCAAGAUCUGCUGAAAGCACAGAGAAAGGCUCAGCGAAGAGAGACUCUACUGAAGCUUGAAGCAGAGAAGAAAAAACUGCGUACAAUACUUCAAGUCCAGUAUGUGCUGCAGAACUUCACUCAAGAGCAUGUUCAGAAAGAUUUCAAAGGUGGUGUGAAUGGUGCAAUAUACUUGCCUUCUAAAGAACUAGACUACCUCAUAAAAUUUGCAAAACUAACAUGUCCAGAGAGAAAUGAGAACUUGAGUGUUGAAGACCAGAUGGAACAAUCAUCUCUCUACUUCUGGGACCUUCUAGAAGGAAGUGAGAAACCUGUGGUGGGAACAACGUAUAAACACAUGAAGGACCUGUUAUCCAAACUUCUAGACUCUGGCUACUUUGAAAGUAUUCCAACUCCUCGUACCACUGUGCCAGUAAAAGAAUUGGAAGAAGCAGAAAAUAGAAAAUCUGAAAGAACAAGACAGAUGUCAAAAGGAGACUCUGUCAAAGAACCAGAAUCCAUUAUGGACCUUAUGAAGUCUGAAAUACAGCCACAGGAGUUUCUCAACAGGCGUUAUUUGCCUGAAGCAGAAUACUCUAUCAAGAAGAAGCCAGAAGAGCCCAAAUCUUGGGAAGCUGAGUGUGCUAGGAAGCAAGAAUCUCCAAAGUCCUGGGAAAUGCUUGUUGACAUUGAAGAGCAGGAGCAGAAGCAGAAACAAGAGACCUUAAAGCCUUGGGAAGCUCGUGUUAGACAGCAAGAACCAAAAAGACCAGAUUCUCCAAAGUCUUGGGAAGCUCGUGCUAAAGAGGAGGAACAGAAACGUGAGUCUACGAAGUCCUGGGAGAGUCGUGUUCAGGAGGAAGAACAGAAGAAGCAAGAAGGUCCGAAGGCCUGGGUAGCACGUGUCCGAGAGGAGCGGGAGUCUCCCAAACCUUGGGUAGCAAAGGGUAGGGAAGAGCAGGACCAGAAGAAACAGGAACCAUCUAAGCCAUGGGUAGCAAAGGCUAGGGAAGAGCAGGACCAGAAAAAGCAGGAGUCCCCAAAACCUUGGGUAACCAAAGUUAAGGAAGAACCAGAACAAAAGCAGGAAUCUCCAAAACCUUGGGUAACCCAAGCUAGGGAGCAACCAGAACAAAAGAAGCCAGAACCUAUGAAAUCAUGGGAAAUGCCUGUUAGGGAAGAACCAGAGCAAAAGAAGCAGGAACCUCAAGUGUCAUCACAGCAGUUACAGAACCCUCCAAAGUCCUGGGGAGCUGCAAGUGUUGGGCCAAAGGAACAGAUGGGCCCAAAGAAGUUUGAUAUGGAACCCAAAGAAGUGCCUAAACCUGUACAUCAGCCAGCUGCAGAAUUUUGCUCUACUUCAACUCUUCCAAAAGAUCCAGUAUUGAGAAGGGAAAAACUGAAGGAUCUGAUGACUCAGAUACAAGGGACUUACAAUUUCAUGCAAGAAUCCAUUCUGGAUUUUGAUAAAGCUUCACCAAGUGCCAUUGGUUCAUCCCAGCCGCCUUCUGCUACUCCAGCAAGUAGUUCUGUAGCUCCAAAAGAACAGAAACUGCCAAGUCAGAGUGAUUUUCUUCAACAGCCCCUUCAAGCUGCUGCUUCAUCCAUGACACCACAUGGUUCAAAUACUUCCCUAGCAUCUGCUGAUCAGACUCUUUCUGGCUCAGAAACUGAAGACGCAAUGACACCACAGACACCAAAGGCAACGAUUCCCCUUCCAAGUGAGCCACAGUCACCAUUGCCUACUUCGAGCACUUCUGUGUUGCCAGUCCCACCAGCGCAAAGCUUUCAGUCUCCUCCAGCAAGCAGCAGUUCUGUCACAAUAACAGCAGCUCCCUUUCAGGCUAUGCAGACUGUGUUUAAAGUGAAUGCACCACUGCCUCCACGUAAAGACCAGGAAACUAAGGAGAGUUCUUCAUAUUCAGCAGGAUAUAACCAGAGUUUCUCUACAGCAAGUACACAGACUCCUCCUCAGUGCCAGCUGCAAUCAUCUCAUGUUGCAGAACAAACCUCUGUUUCACAAGAAUCUCUGUCUGCAGUGAAUUGUCAACUGGAUGGAGCUGUUCCUGUUAGCAAUGGUAGCCUUGCCUUUUAUCCAGCACAGACUGUUAUUCCUAGACCCCCUCAGCCUUACCUUAACAGUCGUGGGUCUGUUAGAGGAUCUGCUAGAGGUGGAAGGUCACUGGGUAAUUCAUAUCGUUCCCCUGGUGGGUACAAAGGUUUUGAUGCUUACAGAGCAUCAAUAACUAAUGGCAGCUAUGGCCAGCUGCAGUUCCCUGGUAGAGAUUAUGCUGGAAUGCCAUAUUCUCAGAGGGAUGUUAAUUACCAGCAAUGCUAUAAACGAGGAGGGAUAACUAGUGGGCCUCGAGCAAACUCAAGAGCAGGGUGGAGUGAUUCCUCUCAGGUGAGCAGUCCAGAACGAGACAAUGAAACCUUUAACAGUGGGGACUCUGGGCAGGGAGAUUCCCGCAGCAUCACCCCUGUUGAUAUGCCAGUGACGAGCCAAGCUGCCACCAUACUACCAGUGCAUGUCUACCCCCUGCCACAGCAGAUGAGAGUUGCCUUUUCUGCUGCUAGAACAUCUAACUUGGCCCCUGGAACUCUAGACCAGCCAAUUGUGUUUGAUUUGCUGCUGAACAACCUAGGAGAAACUUUUGAUAUCCAGCUUGGAAGAUUCAACUGUCCAGUGAAUGGUACUUACGUCUUCAUCUUCCACAUGCUGAAACUGGCUGUGAAUGUUCCCCUGUAUGUGAAUCUCAUGAAGAAUGAAGAGGUCCUGGUGUCAGCAUAUGCCAAUGAUGGGGCUCCUGAUCAUGAAACAGCCAGUAAUCAUGCAGUCCUGCAGCUGUUCCAGGGAGACCAGAUCUGGCUGCGUCUGCAUCGGGGAGCCAUUUAUGGAAGUAGCUGGAAAUACUCCACCUUUUCAGGAUACCUUCUUUAUCAGGACUAA